UUCCCGCCAGCGUAGCAAUGCCUGCGCGCAAGCGGACGAAUUCAUUGAAUUCCGGUGAACUCGUCAUAUGUUUUCCAUCAUCGCGCGACAGCUCGCAGCUGUCAAAUUCCGUGAAUUACCAAUGAUGAUUGUAUGAUUCCACCGAGAUAUAUUUCUCGUUCAACAUCUUCCACUCCGAAGAUCACCUUGAUGCAUAUUUAUCCUCGUCAUCGCAACGUAACCUAUUUCACAUUUCGCAAAAUUUCGGACUCUUGACUUUAUCGUCAACUUCGUGAAACUCUGCCAAGAGAUCGUCCUAGAUGCCACGUGAAGUUUGCGAUGCGCAAACAUUUCACGAUUCAACGGUGCUGAGACAGCGAAAAAGUUAAGUUGCUAAAAUAUAUACCGUCAGAUUUGUAAAUAUUGCGAAACUGAUUAAGCGCGAGCUGUGAAGAAUUUUGAUAAACUGGGCGAAUAUAUCGCGACGAGUGUAGGAAACUGGCGGAUAACGUCUUUUCGGAGGUAACAUCGAGCUGUAUGGUAAGGAUGAACAGAAAAACCAACAGUGCAACGGCUAGAUUGAAACAGGAUUAUUUGCGACUCAAAAAGGAUCCAGUACCGUACGUCCUUGCAGAACCCGUGCCUUCGAAUAUAUUAGAGUGGCACUAUGUGGUUGUAGGACCAGAAAAAACUCCAUACGAAGGUGGAUUCUAUCACGGAAAGCUUAUAUUUCCAGGCGAGUUUCCAUUCCAACCACCUAGUAUUUAUAUGACUACUCCAAAUGGUCGAUUUAAAGUCAAUACAAGAUUAUGUCUAUCAAUUUCUGACUUCCAUCCCGAUACGUGGAAUCCAGCAUGGAGUGUAUCUACUAUCCUUACAGGCUUGCUUAGUUUUAUGAUUGAGAAAAGUCCCACACUUGGUAGCAUUAAUACAACAGAUUAUGAAAAGAGGCAGCUAGCUGCGCAGAGUUUAGAAUAUAAUCUAAGGGACAAGAUGUUUUGUGAGCUUUUUCCAGAAACUGUUGAGGCGAUUAAAACUGAACUAGAACGUCGAAGAGAGCUCGAGAAACAAGCGAGGCAUCAAUCCACUGCAUCCGAGGUCUCUUCCUUGAUACGAGAUCAAUUACAGAGAGAGCAGAGUCCAUUACAUAGCGCACUGGCCAAUCUCGUCGUUAUCAUCGGUUUUGCAGCAUUUGCAUACACAGUGAAAUAUGUGCUAAGGAGCAUAGCUAUGGAAUAAAUCAGAAUUUAAAUUUCAAGUCACAACGAGCACAAAAUGAGAGCCAUGAUAAGCGUACAUUUUAAAAUGUGACAAACAUAAGAAGAAGAUAUUAGGCUCCCAUAUUUGCCUGAUAAUCUACCUUUUGAACCUGUGCAUUGGAUUUUGCACGGUUUGGAAAACUUUUGCCAGUGAAACCUCUGAAUAGUUUGAUAGAUUUUUAUAUCAAAGUUGAUUGUAAGAUAUAAACUGUAUUAUAACCGCGAAUUCUAUUUGGCUAUUCAUCAAUGAGGUAAUUUGUAAUUUCUCUUAAUUUAAUUGAGAGAAAUGUAUAACAAAGAUGACACAAUUUAAUCAUAAUGGCUUCCCACCUUUUUUAUAUCAGAUUUGCACUCUUCUAGCAAUAUAAUUAGAGGAACUAAAUUUCUUUGCUGCAAUAUCCUUGCUUUCAUUGAAUUUUCUACAUUUUCAAGAUUAAUUAGAGUCAAAGUAUAUCCAGAGAGAGAUAUGCAUUUUAUGCAAUACAUCUGCCUAGCCCUAUUACAGAGAAUCUCGUGGAUAGAAAUGCACAAAUUUAUUGCACUCUACAAUGUGCCAAUAAGAGUAAGUUUAAAAAUGUAAUUAAAUUAGAUUAUGCUUGUAACUUGACUUAUUCCAUUGGUUAAAAACAAGUCUAUUUUGUAAAUAGAUAUUAUAAGAACAAAAAACCGCGUCAUAGAAAUAGUUUCAAUACUAAUAGCAAAUUCGAAUGUACAUAUUAGUGCACAUUGCUGCAUAUUAAAGAUUAUCGUAUAUACAUUUACAAUAGUA
Camponotus floridanus (Florida carpenter ant) is the source of this 2007-nucleotide messenger RNA. Its product is annotated as ubiquitin-conjugating enzyme E2 J2. The coding region runs from base 517 to 1218 and encodes 233 amino acids. The transcript is spliced from 4 exons. The record is from RefSeq and is a predicted model, not a curated record. Lineage: Eukaryota; Metazoa; Arthropoda; Insecta; Hymenoptera; Formicidae.